Molecule: messenger RNA, 1005 nt
Organism: Sclerotinia sclerotiorum 1980 UF-70
Lineage: Eukaryota; Fungi; Ascomycota; Leotiomycetes; Helotiales; Sclerotiniaceae
Exons: 2
Coding region: 1-1005 (334 amino acids)
Biological process (GO): fatty acid elongation
Cellular component (GO): endoplasmic reticulum
Molecular function (GO): ketoreductase activity
Source: RefSeq, a predicted model, not a curated record
AUGAUUCUCGAUACUAUCCUGUCACAUGUGCCAAAAGUUGUCCUCACCGGGCUUGCUGGUAUUGGAGCUUUCAUUGUCGCUGGCAAAGUCAUCAGCUAUAUACGGCUUUUAUUAAGUCUAUUCGUCCUAUCUGGAAAGAAUCUUCGUACCUAUGGAAAGAAAGGAACUUGGGCAGUAGUAACUGGAGCCUCCGAUGGUCUUGGCAAAGAAUAUGCAAUUCAACUUGCCCAGAAAGGCUUCAAUAUCGUUCUCAUCUCCCGUACCGAAUCAAAACUUCAAACCCUUGCCUCCGAGAUCCAAACCAAAUAUGCUGGUUCAAAUAUUCAAACAAAGAUUCUUGCAAUGGAUUUCGCUGCGAACAGGGACGAGGAUUAUGCAAAAUUGAAAGCUCUUGUUGAUGGACUUGACGUAGGAAUCUUAGUCAAUAAUGUUGGACAGAGCCACAGCAUUCCAGUUCCAUUCAUUCAAACUCCAAAGGAAGAGAUGAGGGACAUUAUUACCAUCAACUGCAUAGGUACACUCCGGGUUACUCAAAUUGUAGCACCUGGAAUGGUUCAACGCAAACGAGGAUUGAUUUUAACUAUGGGUUCAUUUGGUGGAUGGUUGCCUACUCCUCUACUGGCCACCUACUCUGGAAGCAAGGCAUUCUUACAACAAUGGUCGACAUCUCUCGGAGGUGAACUUGAGGGUACAGGGGUCGACGUAGAGUUGGUAUUGAGCUACCUCGUUACAACCGCAAUGAGCAAGAUUCGACGUACCAGCCUGUUUAUACCAAACCCAAGAACAUUUGUCAAGACUACUUUGGCCAAGGUUGGUAGAAGUGGAGGUGCUCAGAAGAUUGCUUAUACAAGUACACCAUUCUGGGGCCAUGCGUUAAUGCAGUGGUGGUUGGAGAAUACGUUGGGUGUUGGAGGAUCUUUUGUGGUCAACCAAAAUAAGGUUAUGCAUCAGAGUAUCAGGGCCAGAGCCUUGAAAAAGGCUGAAAGGGAUGCCAAGAAGGCCUGA